Pneumocystis jirovecii RU7 is the source of this 1287-nucleotide messenger RNA. RefSeq lists its product as uncharacterized. Gene Ontology annotation, cellular component: peroxisomal membrane. Gene Ontology annotation, biological process: peroxisome organization. The record is from RefSeq and is a predicted model, not a curated record. NCBI's taxonomy places the organism in Eukaryota, Fungi, Ascomycota, Pneumocystomycetes, Pneumocystales, Pneumocystaceae. The transcript has 4 exons. The coding region runs from base 1 to 1287 and encodes 428 amino acids.
AUGGCAACAAUUGACACAGAUUGGAUAAAUGAAAUUGUACUACCAGCAAAAAAAAAAUUAAUAUACGCAUCAUUUUCAAAAGAUGUAGCAUCAUUAGAAUCAUCAACAUCUACUCCAUGUUCAUUAAAUAAAGUUAAUCUUUUUUCUUCAACGCCACCAUCUGUAAUUCGUGUUAUAAUAUUACUACGUCCUCUUUUUGAAUGGGCAAAUUGGAUCCUUUCAUUGUUAACUUGGUCCAGCAAUGAUUCAUGGAAUAGCUUUCUUUUAGUUGUAUGCUGGUGGAUUUUUAUUUUUAAUAUAGAAACAUUAGUAAUAUAUGGGCCUUGGGUAGUGAUUUCAGUUAUGGCAUUUCUAUUUGUAAAAAAAAGAAGGGAAUUGAAGCAUGAACAUAAUAAAGCUUAUGUACAGAAUGAUUUGGAUAUUGUAAUAAAUCAAGCAGAGUUUUUUCGAGAACGACUUUCAAUUUUAAUGGCGCCAAUAAAUGAAAUAAUUACUUUUUUAAAUUGGUCUAGUCCACAAUUAUCAGUAACUAUCCUUAUUCGUCUUCUUUUUAUUUCGCCAUUCUGGAUAAUAAUACUUCAUUUUUUUAUUUCACCAAGACAGAUGAUAUUUUUUAUUAUUACAAUGAUAUUUAUAUGGCAUGCUCCAUGGGUAAAAGUUAUGCGAAUUAUUCUUUGGAGAAGUCGUUUAGUGAGAGCCAUAGCAGGAUAUAUUGUUGGUAUAAAUUUUAUGCCUAGAGAAAGUAAAAUUAUGCAAGGUUUUUCUAAAAGAAAAUCACAGAAUGAAACAGAUAUUUCAGAUAAAAGUGUUAAAUAUGCUUUUGUUUUAUGGGAAAACCAACGGAAAUGGAUAGGUUUUGGAUGGACAUGUAGCAUGUUUCCUCAUGAACGAACACCAUGGACUGACGAGGAUGGAUAUACUAGUACAAAUCCAGAUGCUUUUUUAUUACCUAAAGACAAAAUAGCUAUUCGAAUUGACCCUGAAACAGGUCGACAAGAGAAGUAUAGGACCUAUUGGGAGUGGAUAGAUGAAUCAUGGAGCAUUGAACAUAGUCUUAAUGAUUCAGGGGAUAAAGAUUCUGAUGGUUGGAUUUACACUGAUAAUUUAUGGAAAAAAGAAAGUUCAAAAGAUGAUUUUAGAAAAUAUACCAGACGACGUAAAUGGGUCCGUAAUGCAGAACUAUUUGAGGUUAUUCACGAAAUAAAAGAUAAUACUAAAAUAGAUGAUAAUGUUAUUAAUAAUGGGAUUGCAACUUGCUUAAAAGACAAUGAUUUUGAUAUUAAAUAA